Neodiprion fabricii is the source of this 7045-nucleotide messenger RNA. RefSeq lists its product as uncharacterized. Lineage: Eukaryota; Metazoa; Arthropoda; Insecta; Hymenoptera; Diprionidae. Gene Ontology annotation, molecular function: laminin binding; calcium ion binding. Gene Ontology annotation, biological process: morphogenesis of an epithelium; muscle attachment; axon guidance. The coding region runs from base 461 to 4285 and encodes 1274 amino acids. The transcript has 17 exons. The record is from RefSeq and is a predicted model, not a curated record. Gene Ontology annotation, cellular component: sarcolemma; dystroglycan complex; dystrophin-associated glycoprotein complex.
GCCAACAGUACGCGAGCAGCGUUCGAAGAGCGAGCGUUGAUUCAGCGCGGUUUUGCGACAACAUAUCGGGAAUUCGUUUCGUCGUUCCAUCAUCCUUUUCUUUUUUCCCCAUUUCUCUCCUCCGACUCCGCCGGUCCCUCGUUAUUUUUAUUAUUAUUACUUUUUUUUUAUACUAUUGUUUUUUACAUUCUCCUUUCUUUGGAGACUAUUCGGGUUGUAAAUUACAACGUUAAGUGAUAGUGUGCAAAAAACGUUGUGCGUGAUUCUGUAUAUUGUGUAUGUAUAUAUAUAUACACUCACGUAUUAAGUUACAAGUGACAGAGGCAGAGGAUUUUCGAAAAGGGAGUGUCAGAGGAUUUCAUUCACUACUGCAAUACCUUUGUGAUUGAGGAUGCUGUACCAGUAACGAUCCUUGGCUGCAGCAUGAUAUGAUAAGGACUUGAUCUCAAGAACCCCCAAAAUGAAACCUCUGCUCCUCGCUUUCUCCCCCCUCCUCCUGAUCCUCCUCCUCGUCUUCCCGUUGACCCUUACCCUGACCCUGCAAGAGGACGAUCUCGUCUUCGACGACGUCGGCGAGCCCUCCGCCUCAGCCUCGGGUCCCUCGAUAUUCAGCAACGAGGAACACCAGGAGUAUAACGAAAGGAAACGCGACAGAUCGAGGGAUGGCAAGAAACACAACGUCGAACGGUUAUGGGGGAUUCCUAACACGUUCGUCGUCGUGGGUCACGUAUUUAAGAUGAGAAUUCUCAAGCAAGCCUUCAGCGGCAGCGUCGAUCACUUCGAGGCUCGGGGUAUAAACGGGCAUCCUUUACCGCGUUGGCUCGAUUGGGACGAACCUGCUUCCACGCUCGUCGGCAUCCCUUCGAGGAAGGACCUGGGACUCCACAACGUGAUGAUCAAGGCCGUCGGAAGGCACGGCGACUUCGCGAAAGACGUAUUUUCCAUAAACGUCGUGCCCGAGAAGAAACACGAAAUAACGCACAAAGAUGGAAAGAUGGACUUGGAGUCUGAAGAAUGCGUUACGCACUGCGACGAAUCUGAGGACCAGACUCUUCUGACAAUCGUUUUAGACACCAGGUUCGAGAACUUGAAGCCGGCGUCAAGAGUAAAUGCAAUCGAAAAUCUGGCUGGAUUCUUGGGUUUACACACGAGUGCCUUUUCGAUGCACCCUCAUGUGAGCAAGGAAACUUCAGCUCCAGACGCGUCAGUGAUUUUAUCGGGACCUGGCAAUGUCAAACGGCGUCGAGAAAAACACCCCACGGCUAUCCAAUGGCAGGUGGGCUGCGAUGGUCGUCUUUGGCAUCACCAAACUGAUUUGGUAAAUCAGCUGCGAGAUCAGGCUAGAGAUGGUACUUUAGCCGAAGUUUUAGAACAACCAGUUUUACUUUGGCGGGUGAAAACAGAUUCCAGUUCUUUGUUGAGAAAUCGUAGGGAUACAGGGUCCGGGGAUUACAAUACUGAUCCCGAUUAUUAUGAGCAAUAUGACGAUUACGAAGAUGAAGAGGAUAUUGUAGAUGAGAACAAUCCCAUAAACGGUGGUGAUGUCGAAGGUGACGACGAAGAUGGUGAUGACAACGAACCGAUUACGGAACAGCCAAAUAUCGCAGUAUCCAAAAUGCUUGUCGACGAAUUUGGUCGGCCACACAGACAUCAUCAUGGAGAAAAAUCCAACGAGCCAAAACUAGAAGAAGAAAUCGAUGCCGAAGACCUUUACCCGGGUAUCUUGAGCAAAAUUGGGAUUACAGCCGAAAAUGCUGGAGAAACUCCUCAGCAAGUACCUGUACUAGGCAUGUUGCCAAUAUCAAUUCCAACAAAUACCACAACAUCAGUGCCGACACUUGCGCCGACAAGCGUGCCUCCCACAACCAUCUCGUCAUCGACCACAACUCAGGCACCAACAACAGUAAUACCAACAUCAUCAACGACCACAACCACAACUACUACCACCACAGCCGUACCGCCAACAGAGUCCUCGAAAUUAGAAACGGUGGAAGUGCCGAAAGAGAAAGUUGAAAGAAUUGAUACAAUCUCUAUAACCGUACCCACAGUGCCUGCAGAAACUACGACAAUCCCCCCUAAAACAACCAUUCUCCAAACUAGUGAAACUAAUGUAAUAUCGACUAGCGGUUCAGCAAUAAAACCUGUGUCUGAGACGACAGUGGUCUAUGAUCAAACAACCAUCCCGCAAGAGAUAACUGGAGCACGCAAUCAGUCCACGAUAGUAAUGCCAUCACCAACAACUGUAUCAACCACAACAACACAGGCAACUACAACGGUUACUCCACUCUCUGUAUCGACUACCCAGCGGAUGACUACACAACCGAGAACUACAUCUCAAUUAACGCCAGAGAUUACGGAUAAAAUUGAUCUCGAACAGCUCAAUUUCCCACCCAGAGAAGAUAGACGAUUGCAAAAGAUACAAGUAACAGCCGGAAAACUUCUCAGUUUUCUUAUUCCUGAGGACACCUUUGUCGAUGUGGAAGAUGGAAAUGCUAGGGAUCUCCGCUUGAGUUUGUAUAAGCAACACAAUCCAAUCAAGAACAAUCACUGGCUUCAGUUCAACAAUCAGACGCAGGAAGUUUAUGGAUUACCACUUGAAAAUGUCAUUUCGGUCUGGGAUUAUGAACUUGUGGCAGAAGAUAGCGAAGGACUAAGAGCGAAUGCAACUCUAGAUGUUCAUGUCCAACAACAUCCGCAAAGUCGAUCCGUUAAUCACGAAUUUAAUAUUUCUUUGAGAAUUGAUAAACGAAGUGCAUUUCCGACGAACGUGGAUUGGGAAUUUAAGGUCGUUCGCGGUCUUGCCAAACUUUACGGAGAUGAAGAUACAUCCAAAAUAACAGUUCGACAAAUCAAUAUUGUGGGUGACCAUAUUACUUUUACGUGGUCUAAUGACAGUCUUCCUCGAAGCAUCGAAUGCCCCGAAGAAGAAAUUAGUAAAUUAUUUGACGUUUUGGUGGAGAAUGAAAAUGGAUUGCCCAGUACUGCAUUGCAAACAAUUCUUGCACCUGAAAUAAAGGCUCGACACGUCGCCCUGCAUAAAAUUGGACAAUGUGAAGAGGAACCAAAACCUGAACCGCCUGCAAUUGUGACUGAGAAACCUCUACUACCCAAGAUAAACCAACCUCCAGUGCCAAGGAAUCAAGUAGACCGCAUUAAUGCAACGGUUGGACAAUUGCUUGUAUUCACUGUUCCCGAGGAUAUGGCUUUUGACGCUGAGGAUGGUUCAGCUCACAACAUGAAGAUGUCAUUGAUGACCAGCGAAAGAAUGCCAAUUCCAGAUGAUCACUGGCUUCAAUUUGACAGCAAUAACCACCAAUUCUAUGGAGUACCUAUGCCAAAAGAUAUCGGGCGUAAAGAAUACCAAUUGAUCGUCACAGAUUCAGCAGGCGCAAGUCUAACAGACGCUCUUAUCGUUGUCGUAAAUCCGUCAAACACGUCGCCACCGCAGCACAUUGUAGAAUUUUCUAUGACUUUGGAAAUUCCUUACAAAAACUUCGUGCAUUCUGCCGCUCAGAAGCGUAAAUUUAUGGAGAAACUGGGAGAGCUAUUCCAUGACAAAGACGCAAGUGCCAUAUCUAUAGAUAAUAUUACCGAAAGCACAGUUGUCACGUGGCACAAUAAAACUUUGGUAACGUCCUCCUGUCCGCACAACGUGAUAACGCAGUUACGCGAGGUGAUUGUCAAAGAUGAAAAAAUGUUGACUGAACGCGUGGGAGACGUUAUGGGUUCGGAGUUUCCAGUGAAACAAAUAACUAUUACGCCGACUGGUCUGUGCCUUGGUGAUGAAUCUACAAGUGUAUAUUCGCCAAGUGCUGGUCCUCCAGUUGAAGGCGGGACAUCAGUUGGAAAAUCGCACGAUGACGUUAUCAUCACAUUCAUAGUACCAGCGAUAAUAAUCGCUGCUAUGCUAAUCUUGGCUGCUAUUAUUGCUUGCAUUUUGUACAGACGGAAGCGUAGUGGAAAGAUGAGCGUCAGUGAACAAGAUGAUGAAAGACAGAGUUUCAGGAAUAAGGGAAUCCCUGUGAUAUUCCAAGACGAAUUGGAUGAGAAACCGGACCCAGGUAACAAGUCGCCAGUUAUUCUCAAAGAAGAAAAACCACCGCUACCACCUCCCGAGUAUCAAAAGACUGAAGACGGGGCAGACGUGCCCAUGCUGCAGAGUGAAAAUUCUGAAGAACCGUACCAGCCGCCACCACCUUUUGCCACAAAUCGCGACAACAAUCGUCAAAACAGACCAAAACCGACUCCUACAUACAGAAAACCCCCUCCAUAUGUACCCCCCUAACAAAACACGGUGCAUUCGCCAACGCGUAAGUACAUGCUAGCAAUGCUCGGAGACUCCCCAACGCACGUUCAAAAUCAAACAGACGCUUACAACCAGAAUCAUUUUAAUAAUCAUACGGAUAGCUAUGAGACCCAUAAUAAUAUUCAUAACAAUCGAUCGAAGUGAAAAUUUAAGUCAACCUUUCUUUAACCCACUCCAUGCAUACGGCGAUUUAAAUUGAAGUACAGUUAUGUUCGUUAUUAGGUAUUAUGAAAGAAAAAGUUUUUAAUUAUUAUUAAAUUUCUAUAGUGGAUACUCAACACAAUUCACGCGUUGCCUUUUGUAACGGAACUCUUCUAGAAUAAAAUCUUGGAUAAGUUAUUCGGUUUUAAUUCCAGCGUGGUCGUUUAUAUGUAAAAUCAGAAUCGAUUCAAUCCUGUUAUAUAACACGUAUUCUUGUACCGUUGAAAAUUAUUCAUACAUUGAACAAUACUCAAAUCUCAAGUACACAUUCAAUAUUCAGUGCCAUUUUCUGAAAGCAAUAAAGGUAAGAUCAUAAUAAGACAUAACUGCGAAAUCUGAUAAACAUUUACUACGUGAUAGGCAGUCUCUAAGUAUAAUGAUAAUCUCUUAAAAUCUAUAACACUAAUGCUAUUACUCCUAAUACUACUGCUACUACAAUUACUAUCACUCUUACCACAGCUACUACUACAACAGCAAACUAUUGAUACUACCACUACUGAUAUACUACUAUGUAAAACACUGCCAGAUGGAAAUUGUAAAAUUUCGUUGAAUUAUUGCUCUUAUUUAGAAAACUGAUACCUUUAUCAGAAUGUGGAAAGUUUCUAAAAAAUAUGUGACUCAAAGUGUUAUUCACACAAUACCGUUUUGGAGUGACAGAAAAUGCUUCCAUUAACACUGUGUGAGCCAAUAAAAAGAGUGAAAUAAAAUGAUAAUGUAUAAAGGUAUUUUCAGAUACAUGACGGUAAACUAACACAAUGGAACAUUUCACUACUUAUUAGUGAUAGGAACAACGUCAAAGAUCUAAUAAGGGUAGUGACGUAUAUACAAUAAUUGAGAUGGCAUAUAUCUCAAGAUCUUUUGUACAUUUGUCUACGUUCGAUAAUAAUUGUUACUUUUGUCUACAGUAUUUGAAGCGAUAGAAAUUUAAAUACGAUAGACCAAUGUUAGCAUUUAUGUUGUUUGCUGAAGAAUAAUCUUUUUGAACAGCUUAUUAACUUUUCUUUUCUUUUUUUUUACGUUGUCAUCCCUAUUUCUUUAUAUCUUUAUCAGCGCACAAUUUUGUCAGGGGUGUUGAUUUUAUAUCUAUUACACCAUUUCGUUUUUGACCAACACUGAUCAUUUUUGUAUCAUUUUUAUAUCGCUACGAAAAUAAUAAUAAUAAUGAUAAUGAUAAUUAUAAAUUAAGAUUAGUGACAUUGGCGAGUUUGAAUCAGAGUUAAGAUAUAAAAUCCUGAUAUAAACGCAACAUCUUUAUCAAUAUUAAAACGACGGAAUAAAAAAAAAAUAUAUGAAAAACAAAAAAAAAAAAAAAAACUAUUUAAUUUAGAUUUUAUAUAGUAACCAAGCCAAAAAAUAACUAAUAUAAAAAGGUAAAUAAAAUAGUAAAACGAUAACCGUACAUACACAGUGUGGUACUGUACUUAUUGGAUAAAUUCCUUUUUAAUCUUAUAACAAUUUCGUAAUGUUUUUUAACUAUACGAUGUUAUUGAAUGAGUUUUUAAUAAAAGUGCAGAUUUACUCAGCAAGUACAGGCCGUGCGAAUAUGGACAUACAACAGUUUUUGAAAGCAAUAUUUUUGAAAAGAAACAUAAAACGAAACACUUUGUGUCCGUGUCUCGAAGUUUGCUUCGUGAAAAUUAGGGUGGCAAAAUUUUUGCGAAUUGGCACCACUUGUGAAACAUACAUGCACAAAUGCCGUUGAAUGUAUGCGUACUAAUGAAUAAAUGUUUGGAUAUGUCCGUGAAUGAAAUAUUGUUAUGGUUAAUAAUGAACACGAUAAUGUAUUAAUUCAUUCAUUCGUAACUUAGACACUAAGGAAAUCUAUCAUGUAUACUAACUCAGCACUAUUCAUCACACCUUGUUUAUCGCCGUCAGUUCGCACAGAAACGCCUGCCUGUAAUUAUGUAUCAUCAAGUUUUCAAGAUUAUACGAAAUUUCUUUUCCAUUAGAAUCUGUAUAUUAGUCUGUUCAAGUCGCAAUGAAGGAUAAUAUCUGCGAUUAUCGUAAUCUGUUGUUGAGUUGAUGUUAAAAUUCUUUGGAAGAACUUUGAUCAGCAAUGUAAAUUUGAUACUUUUUUCUCCAACUUUUUUUUGUGUGGAACACGUUGAUUUGGGCAGCUAAUUUCAGUUUUACUCACGUCAUUGACGGUGCGAAUGUUUUUUUAAAUUUAUACUCGAAGUGCAACGGAAAAUCUGCGAUAGACAAGCGUUACUCUCAUAUCAUUGCUUCUUAUUUCAUAUCAUCUUUUUAUGCAUAUCUAUCAAACGCCACAUCAUAUUAUAUUAAAUAAAACUUACGUAUCAUAUAAACAUAUAUGGUAUAUAUAAAUAUAUAUACUAAACUUUCAAAAAGUGCAUAAAAUACUUGAGUCGGUGUGUUUGAAUCGCCGUUUUAAAAAUAUAGAAGGACAUAACUUGUAUUUGUAAAAAAAAAAAUUGUGAUUGUGGUAUUUCUAUACUUGAUCUGAGUAAUCAGAUCUAAAGAUAUUUGGUCUAAUGAUCAAAAACACCGUUUGAUCCUAAGUCCGUAUAUAACAAA